AUGAGUGGUGGUGGAGGUGCUAUAUUGGCUGAUCGUAAUCGACUGUCAUCACAAUCCUCAGCAACAAUAUGUCGUAAUUCGCUUAUUCCCCAAGAUAACGUUAUCAAUGAAUCGGAAUUUCCAUCUUUAGGAGUACGCUCAUCUUCAACAUCUGCAUUUAAUUCUUUACCCACCACUAGUAAUUAUUCUUCACCUCUACCACAAAAUCAUCCAUACCCAAAAGAUAUUUAUAAUGUGUCACAACGGGCUCCAUACGAAAAAAAUAUGUAUGCGGCUGUCGUAGCGGCGGAUACGUAUCGAGCAAUGAAAAACACAAAUUUGAUGCGAACGAAUGAUGGAAAUUCGCUGCCUGCACAAAACGUCGAGUUCCAUAUUCAGAAUGAAGAUUUUCCCGCAUUACCAGGUACAGUGAAAAAUAUUCCUGCGGGCAUGUUGAAUGACCAGUUUGGUAUGGCAGGGCUCCUGACAUUUUUACGCGCGAUUGAGACUGAUCCUGCUAUAGUGGCUCUUGCCCUUGGUCAUGACCUUACAACAUUGGGAUUGAAUUUGAAUUCUAGCGAGCGAAAUAUUUAUGCCACUUUUGGAGGACCAUGGGCAGACUAUCCAUGUCGGAUACAAGAUCUAGAAACAAGGGUUCCUGAUGAAUAUUUGACAAAUGUUUCAAUUCGAGAAAAGCUGCCUAAUAUUAAAUUGAGUAAGCUGUCGGAGGAUGUGCUGUUCUACCUCUUUUAUAACUGUCCAGGCGAAGUGUACCAGGUUGCCGCUGGUAGUGAGCUGUAUAGUAGAGACUGGAGAUUCCAUAAAAGUCAACGUGUGUGGUUAACUCGGUCACAGUAUGGAGGUGUUAAGGAACAGACAUCGACGUAUGAAAAAGGAUCGUACAAUGUUUUCGAUCCUGUACAGUGGCGAAAAAUACCGAGGGAUAUGACUUUGGAGUACAAAGAGCUUGAAGAACGACCAAAAUUGCCUCAGCCUCUAUUGCAACCACCAGUGCAACCGCAAGUUGCACAGGCAUCGACCACAGCUGUGUCACAAAAUGGCUCAUAG
This is a messenger RNA of Thelazia callipaeda (thelaziosis nematode), 1047 nucleotides long. The record is from the annotation of a GenBank genome assembly. Lineage: Eukaryota; Metazoa; Nematoda; Chromadorea; Rhabditida; Thelaziidae.